Trichoderma harzianum CBS 226.95 is the source of this 4338-nucleotide messenger RNA. RefSeq lists its product as hypothetical. Bases 1 to 4338 code for a protein of 1445 amino acids. The record is from RefSeq and is a predicted model, not a curated record. Gene Ontology annotation, molecular function: protein binding. NCBI's taxonomy places the organism in Eukaryota, Fungi, Ascomycota, Sordariomycetes, Hypocreales, Hypocreaceae. The transcript has 7 exons.
AUGCCUCGAAAGUCCAUUUCUACAUUCUUCAAAGGCCUUCGAUCGAAGAGUCAUGGAAGAAAUGACCCAGCGGGGAGCUCCUCAAACGUGCCUGAUCAUGGAGAGACAGAGAGGGGUCAAUCUUUACAAUUGAAUAGACACUCCAUCUUUCCACAAUCAGGUCGCUCCACAAAUACACCAGCCCACUCGAUGGAUGCCACACAUAUCGAUACAGAUGAUAGGAAAAAGAACGCGACGUCACCAGAAGAAAUUUGGGAUGAAGCAUACGAUGGCCUGAAAGCAGAACAGCCCCAAUUGAUGCAUAUUUAUGAAGUCAUUUUAUCUAAUAAGCUUCAUGAUCCCAAUUCCGACCACCCACAGUCGGAAAACGAGACCAAUACGAUUGCGACCGCUGGUGAUGAGCGACGUGCCCAAAUGUUGGCGAUCAUGCAAUACGGCCAAAACAAAGUCAAGAGGGAAGCCAAGAUCAAAGAAAGUGUAGGAGAAGCUAUGGAAAUCGUGAAUUCAAUGAAAUCAAUAAUAAGUACAGGCAUUCAGGCCGCACCACAGGCCGCUCUUCCGUGGUCUAUUGUGUCUAUGGCCUUGGACAUUGUUCAAAAUCCUGUCAAAGCACAGAAAGAUAAUAUCGAGGGGAUUGCAUACACGACAAAAAGAAUGAAGUGGUAUUGGAGUUUGUCGAGUGAUCUAUUUCAUGGAGAUGGGUCUCUCAGGAAUAGAAACGACGCGCCCGAUACUCAAAACGGCAUACUUUUGCGACUUGUAGGGCUCUACAAAGAGAUUAUUCUAUUUCAAGUCAAAUCAAUUUGCUCUUUUUAUCGCAAUCGUUGGCUUCAGCUAUUUCCCGAUUUUGUCAUAAAAGACAAUUGGAACGAUAGUCUGAAAGAAAUUCGAACACUGGAAUUAGAGUUCCAAAAUGACUAUGCGACAUACAUGACUCUAGAGGAAAAGAGUAUGAGCCACCAAAUCAAAAAUUGCCUUGAAAAACUGGUCGCACUGCAAGUCAACAACUUAGAGCAACAAGAUCGAGAUUGUGGCCUUUUGCCUGAUUCAUACACUUGGGCUGUCAAGAGUGCCAUGUUCCGACAAUGGCAUACAGAGAAGGAGACAAAUCUACUUUGGAUUAAAGGCAACCCGGGCAAAGGAAAAACAUUGAUGAUUUGCGGGCUCAUUGAAGAGUUAGAGCACAUGGAACCUCACCAAGACCUCCUAUCACACUUCUUUUGCCAAGGCACAGACCCAAACUUCAACAAUGCCACAGCGGUCUUACGCGGCAUUAUUUAUUCGCUCGCAACCCAAAAGCCAUCGCUCAUUGAGCAUAUACAACAAGAAUAUAAAAAUGUCGGCAGUAGAAGCCUUUUCGACGGAAUCAACGCUUGGAUAACGCUGUCAGGUGUAUUCGUUAAAAUGCUACAAGAUCCUGCACUAGAAAAUGCUUGUCUGAUAGUCGACGCACUGGAUGAAUGCGAAUCGAAUCGCAAGAAACUCUUGGAUUUCAUUAUUGAAAGCACUUUGGCUACCCCUCAGGUAAAAUGGAUCCUUUCAAGUCGGAAUUAUCCCGAUAUUGAGGCCAAAAUACGUUCAUGUCGAACAAUCGCGGUCAUUGAUCUCGAAAGCAGUGCUACUCUUGUUUCGGAGAGCGUUGAUGCAUACAUUCGUUGCAGAACACAACAAUUGAGCCUAAUUGAGGAUAAUGAAGUGCUUCAGGAGCAAUUACAGCGUGCUAUUUUGCAGAAGUCAAGCGGAACGUUUCUGUGGGCUGCACUCGUGUUCCAAGAGAUCGAAGAGCGCCGCACAUACGAUGAUGACGCCGAACUGCUGCAACUCUUAGACGCAAUGCCUAGCGGAUUAAGCGGCCUAUACGAGAGAAUGAUGAAUCAGAUUAAUCUACUAGUGAACAGCGAUCAAGAACGUUGUCGCAACAUCUUGGCAACCAUGGUGGCCGCAUAUCAACCACUAAAUUUAGAGACACUGCCAAUACUGGCUGGAUUAAAGGGCCGACUAACACAAGCUGAACCUCUGAAAACCUUAGUCCGAAUAAGAGAUGUCGUUUAUUUCGUUCAUCAAUCAGCGAAGGAUUACCUGAUCGGAGAAGGUCACAAUCGCAUUUUCCCCUCCGGAAGCGAAACUGUCCACCGAGACAUGUUCAACCGCUCACUUGAGGCUAUGUUAAAACCCGGAAAACUGCGACCAAACAUAUACUCUCUGCCAUAUCCUGGUGUCAAAAUACACGAAAUAUCCGUACCACAGCCAGAUCCCCUUGCAAGCAUUAUGUAUUGUUGCAUGCACUGGCUUCAACAUUUUUGCGACGGCACUUUUGGUGUUUAUUCCGGGUCAAAAAAUCACAUACAUGAAGGCGUCAACAAAAUUUUCGAUUUCCUCAAGCUACAUUUCCUUCACUGGAUUGAGGCGUUGAACUUGUCACAGAAUGUGGAGGCCGGAGUCGUCUCUUUGCAGAACUUGCUUAAUUUGUUGACUCACAACGUAGAUGAAACUGAGGCGAUUGAGUUUUUCCAAGAUGCUCUUCGCUUCAUACUCUACAACAGAUUCAUAUUGGAAACAGCCCCUCUUCAAGUGUAUAUUUCUGCUAAUAUUUUCGCCCCUAUGAAGAGUCAUAUACGACUUCACUUCAAAGAGGCAAUCUCAUGGAUCAAGACUUUGCCCCCAGUCGACAAUUACUGGAGCUCCUGCCAAUAUACUUUAUACUGUGGUAUAAUGACAGAUGCAGUUUUCUCAAACGACACUUCUCAAUUAAUUACACUAUCUCUUGAUGAGAAAAUGAAGAGAUGGGAGACUACUACAGGGAAAUUAAUACCUGAUAUUGGUUAUGACUUCAAGUUGCCACCUGAUGAGGAGCGUUCUCUACAAUUAACGUUAUCGGACGAUGCCAAACUUCUUGCCAUCUCAGAUGAUCUGGCAAUCACGGUAUGGGAUCUAGAGUCUGGGAAACAGGUUCAAGGAUUUAAAAUCCAAAGAAGAAGAAGGUCCGACACAGCGUUCUCAGGCGAUUCUAUGCUUCUGGCUGUUACAGAUGAUACGUCUUUCCAAAUUUGGGAAUUAGCUACAGGCAAAAUGGUUAAGACUCCACGCCAAAAGUACCCCUCGCGGGUGUUACUAUCGCAAGAUUUCAAGUUAGCAGCCUGGAAAACUACUGACAGCAUCUUAAUAUCCAAUGUAGCUACUGGAGAGAAGAUUUAUGAGCUGUCGAGCAAGUUUCACCCAACACAUUUCUCCAAUAAUUCAUCAUAUCUUGUCGCACUAGACACUGACAAAAUGGAAGAGACACCAUUUCAAGUUUGGCACAUCUCAUCAGGCGAAAAAAUUAUAAGAUAUAUAUCUAGAGGGCCACUGUAUGCCUUCAGAUCUAUUGCUUUUUCGGACGACAGCAAAUUCCUGGCGUUUGGAGAAGGUGGUGAAAAUAUCAACAUUUGGAACCUCGAAGAGAAAGCCAUGGUACGAUCGUAUAGUGGCCAUACACAUGCCGUUUCAUCGAUCGCAUUUUCAAGAGACGCCAGUUUUUUGGUGUCUGGAUCUUUAGAUCGAACUGUGAAAGUCUGGAAGACAGAUUUUGACAGCAUCGACCGCCCACCACAAAGUGAACUAGGCAAGGCCUACCACAAGAUCAACGCCUUGGCCUUAUCAACCGAUGGAAACUUUACCGCGACAAUGUCUAGGGAGAAGAUCACAUUUUGGAGCACACGCCAACUUUCACAUAUUCAAUCAAUUUGGCAAUCUAAAGAUCUUACCCUCGAUCCUUUGGCCCCCCACAGAGGACAUGUGCUUGCAAUAUCCAAAGACUCUAGGCUCGUUGCUAGGGUGGGCUAUUCAGAAAUUGUUGCGGUGGCGUUCUCACCUAAUGCGGAAUUCUUGGCUGCAGCAUACCAUGCAGCAUACCAUAAUGAAAAAGAGUGUACUGUCAUUAUCUGGAAGGUUGAGUCACAGGAAAUGGUGUACCAACGUGUUGUGUCUGCUACUGUUCCCGCUGCAACCCGAUUUUUUGUUGAUGAUGCGUAUUUAUACGUCGUCACGGAUAUCGAAUGCUAUAGAUUGAAGGAGCCGACGGGAAACCUUCCCGAACAUGGCGAUCGAUAUCUCAUACCUACUAAUAAGGUUGACAUCGGUUACUCUAUUAAUUCAUCAAAAGACUGGAUUGCAUGGAACGGGAAGGACAUGAUAUGGCUACCGGGAGAUUUUCGUCCAUCAAGCACAGGUGCGUUUUCUGCACGGAUCGCGGAAGUCGCACUGGCAACUGCAUUGGGAAGCCUUAUUACAAUGAAUUUCGAGGAGCCGCCAUCUGAGGAUGAGGAUUGGACCCCCUGGAAGUCAUCUGGAUUUCUCUAG